UCCAGUUCCGUCAGCAACGCGUAGGCGAAAUGGACGAAGCAACCGAACCUCAUCGAGAUCCCCCAGGAGCGGGAUGUGGCCCAGAUGAUAAGACUUGUACUGGAGGCGAAAAGAAGCCCUCUAAACAUGAACCCGAAUCACUCCGAAGUGAUAUAGAGGCAACAGCAGUUGAAGAAAAUGGAAAGAUGGAAGUACUGCGAGCAGAGCAACCGGCAUAUGCAAAAAUUUACCGAGUGACAGCUGAGUUCCCCCGGCUGAAUCAAGAUGUUCAGAAGACGCGAUAUCUGGAAUAACCAGAGGAAGAAGAAACUACAUUGAACAGGUUGGGAAUUUUAAAUUGUAUUAGGAAGAACGAUAUUUUACCGCAUCAUUAGAUGGCUCAUGCACAAAAAUGGACUUCCAACUAAUUUUUACAAAAAUGAAUGAAAUGAUCUCAGGCAACAACUGUCUAUUGAUUUGAAGUAUGUCUGACAACCCAGAUUUAUUUUUAUUCUCAAAAAAACCCUUAAACGAGUAUACGUAAAAAGGUGUUACAUAAAGUGAUGUUCACUUAAAAUAUCAUUGAAAUGUAAUAGGUAUAUUUAUUUUAUAUUGUUCUCUAAAAUACUUCAACGAUGUUUAAUUACUGUAUUUAGAGUGCACAUAUAGUAUUUAAUUUUCUAAAAAACAACUUACGUAUGUAUCAUUUAUUGAAAAAUUAUGAAACAGCAAUGUUUUCUCUGAAAUGUAUUUUUUCUACAGCUGCGUAAAAAAGGCCACUUUUGUGCAUCGCUAGCUGUACGUGAAGUUCGUCAUUUUUUAUAUCCAUUAAAAAGAUAUUGUUGCCAAGAUAACUAUCUUAUUACUGUGAAAAAAGUCUUUUUUGUAUGGUUUUCGAAUCCUCUCCUCUAAUCAUGAUUCUAUGAAAUACAUUUCUAUAUUGUCCAGGGUAUGAGGCUUUUUUCCACACAAGUUUACAAAACCUUUUGAAUUAUAUUUUUAUGCAGUUGUAGAAACAUUUUCAUACUUCGUUUGUACAGUUUCCGUUUCUUUCAUGGUCUCCACUGAGUUUUUUUGCCUCGACCUACGGUCUCGAAGAAAAAUCUGAAUCUCAACCGUGAACAAAACGGAAACUUUAAACACCUAUUUGAAAAUAACUAUUUUAAUUGUAUUUUUCAACGUAAAUACAUUUAGUACUGUAAUAAUUAUACUCUUAUUUGAGGGGUUCAUUGGUUUAACAUAAUAAAACAGACAAAUGUUUUGGCGAUGUAAGCAAAGAAAAAAAUUGGUUUAUGUGGAUUAAGUCUGUUACAUGAAUAUGUACAAAAUCAGGAACUAUCCAACAAGCUAUAUAUAAAUUGAACCAUUGAAGUGUGAUAAAUUCUAUGCAUAUUUCAUGCAGCACUUAUAGGAGACAAGAGUGUUAUGUAUUUUUAUUAGUCUAAGAUUGAGGUUUUCUCAGGCGCGAUAAAAAAUAAUGAAAAAUGUAAUAUUUUGGAUAAAAUUAUAAUCAGUAUUUAAAGAGAUUCUAUUUAAACUUGAAGUGUAUUCUAUUUGACAAAACAAGGGUAUUAGGAAGAAACAUCUAGUACUUAUUUUGUCUUCUUCUUCCAUCUCGAUUUUCCUUCUUCCAUUACAUUCGUUCCGUCGUGUCUUUUAUCAGUCCGUCUUUUCUUCGGCCUUCUAACAUUCCUUUUCCUCCUUCGGCAUAUACUUGAGAAUCUGUUUUGGUAAUCGGGUUUCCUGCAUUUAUUUUGUGUUAUUUUUAUUUUAUGCAAAUUAGUGGUAUAUUUAUCAUUGACAGUCUAGUUUUCUUUUUAGUUCAAUGUACUGAUUUAUCUCUGAAGAAAUGUCAUCUGAUUGUAUGUUUUAGAGGACAUUAAAAAGAGUUUCUCAGAAAAAAAAUGUCGCGUUAAUAAUAUCUUUAUAACACUGUCAGUGUUAUAAAGUAGCAUCAACACUAAUAGAAUUUUUUAUGUGAGAUAAUUUAUGCACUUUUUUCUUACUUUUCGUUGGUGUUUUUCUAAAAUCAAUAUUAUUCUUUUCUUUCCGAUUGUCCUUCCAACCGUCCGCCCAGCUCUUCAUGUCUGAACAAAACUAGAAGCUAAACCGUGCGUAGGUAGAAUUCUCGUCAAAACUAAUAUUGCCAGAUCGAACUAGCUAAAGACGCCACCUCUUGAAUUUCCAACAAAUAUUUAUUUUUAGGAGGUUGUCAACAUCAAGUCCCAACGAUAUUUUCAAAAUUUCCUCACAAAUAUGUCCAUAGUUUUCCUUUAUUUUUAUCAGAUGAGAAAAAUUCACGU
Messenger RNA from Gryllus bimaculatus (two-spotted cricket), 2282 nucleotides. Lineage: Eukaryota; Metazoa; Arthropoda; Insecta; Orthoptera; Gryllidae. The record is from the annotation of a GenBank genome assembly.